Messenger RNA from Neopsephotus bourkii (Bourke's parrot), 3218 nucleotides. Its product is annotated as protein-glutamine gamma-glutamyltransferase E-like. NCBI's taxonomy places the organism in Eukaryota, Metazoa, Chordata, Aves, Psittaciformes, Psittacidae. Gene Ontology annotation, molecular function: protein-glutamine gamma-glutamyltransferase activity. The record is from RefSeq and is a predicted model, not a curated record. Gene Ontology annotation, biological process: peptide cross-linking. The transcript has 13 exons. Bases 948 to 3026 code for a protein of 692 amino acids.
GUAUCCUUAAGGCUGUGCAUUGAGUAUAACAAAUUCUACAAGUUGUUUCAUGAAAGUAUCAGAAUUAGUCUCUCUCUUAACAGAAAGUGGAGCCACCUGCAAAGCAUAAGCAAAAAUCAUUCUCCUUGAAAUUCAGGAAAAGAUUUUUGUACAAAAAUUGGCAUUGCCAGUUGCAUGUUCUGCAUGAAAAAAAAAAUUAGUAGUAUACCAGCUGAAAACAAUGAUAGCUAUUUUAUUACAAGUCACAAAUGAUCUUACCUAUCAUCUCUGUAGUAUGUCAUGCAAAUAUGACAUGGAGUGCUUGUCUGUUUGACAAUGUUAAAGAGUAAUUAUGUGAUAAAUGAAAAAUUGGUUCUUUAGCUUGAUUAAAUUUGGGGCGGAGGCAACAGCUUGCUCAUUGCUUUGUGAUUAUUACAAUGCAGCAGGAAAAAAAAAUCAGUGUCAGGAAAACAAUGGAUUCAGUGAAUUAAUUUAAAGAAGUCACUGUAAAUAUUGCUCAUGAAGUACUACAAAUUAAAAACAAUGUGGUGCAAGAAGUAGUUAUGCUGUUCAGGUAAAUUUAUAAUUGUAACAGAAAUAAAAGCAGCUAAAUGCCAAUAUUCUUAUAAGUUUGAAUACAUUAAGAAACUCUUAAAUGGCCAGUUAGGAAUAAAUGUUGUCCAGCUUCAGUUGUUAAAUUGCAAGGAAAUGAGAUCAGGAUGUGGGGACUAAGAGAGUGAAAAAAUGAAUGAAAAAUGAAUCCUCAAGCCUUGCUGGUAAGAUAAAGGCUGGGUAGAAAAGGAGCUUAUUCAAGCUCCACCCCACAGGAAAUAUUGCAAACAGGCACCUUUACACCUAGACUUUUAAACAAGUGAAAGGCACCAGCCAUUCUGUGAGACAACAGAAGUAAAGGAGGCCAUUCAGAGGAAAGCUUCUGAAGCUGCUUAUACAGGACAUAUUGAUCAGAUAUGGGCCAAGCUGCAACGCAGCCAAGUACCAACUGGCACCUGAAAGAAAAUGGAAGAGAUCACCACACAAGUAAAUUUUCUAGUGAAGAGUUAAUUGUGAGGAGAGGACAGGCCUUCACUGUCACCUUCAAUGGAACAGGACAGCCUGAACAAAAUUUAACAUUCAUCGCAGAAACAGGUCCAAAACCCUCAAAGCUGGCUAAGACCCAAGCCACAUUUGGUAUUUCCAGCACAAUGAGCACAGAGAGCUGGAGUGCAAUCCUGCAGUCUACCAGUUCCAGAUCUGUGAGCAUCUCCAUUUCCAGCCCGCCUAAUGCUGUCAUUGGACGUUACAAACUGAGUGUUCAAACUACUUCAAGUGGCAGCUCUUCUCCAGCAAUCCUUGGCACUUUUGUUUUGCUCUUUAACCCUUGGUCUUCAGGUGAUGAUGUGUUCAUGCCUAACAAGGCAGAAUGUGAGGAAUAUGUGCUAGAAGAGUUUGGCAUCAUUUUUGCGGGCAAUAAAAAUCAUAUCAACAGCUUUGGAUGGAACUUUGGCCAGUUUCAAGGAGAUAUUCUCAAUAUUUGCCUUUCCAUGCUGGAUCGAAGCUUAAACUAUCGUCAGGAUCCUGCCACAGAUGUAUCUCACCGAAAUGACCCCAAAUACCUGGGCCGUGUUCUCAGUGCAAUGGUGAAUGCCAAUGAUGACCAAGGGGUGCUGCUAGGAAACUGGAGUGGAAAUUAUGAGGGUGGGAAAAGUCCAAACAGCUGGACUGGAAGUGGUGAAAUCCUGCAAAACUGGAAGAAAUCAGGAUUCAAACCUGUUAGAUAUGGACAAUGUUGGGUUUUUGCAGCGGUGUUCACUACAGUGCUUAGAUGUCUGGGGAUUCCCACUCGUACAAUUACAAACUUCAGUUCUGCCCAUGAUGCAGAUGGAAAUCUGCGUGUAGAUGAGUUUUACGAUGCUUCUGGAAAUCAUCUGGACAGGUCAGCUGACAGCAUAUGGAAUUUCCAUGUCUGGAAUGAAAGCUGGUUUUCCCGCAGUGAUUUGGGCCCCUCAUACAGUGGAUGGCAAGUUCUAGAUGCAACUCCCCAAGAAGAAAGUGGAGGAAUUUAUCAGUGUGGUCCUGCCUCACGGAAUGCCAUCAAAGAAGGAGAUGUGGAUCUGGACUAUGACUGCCCAUUCAUAUUUGCAGAAGUGAAUGCUGACUGUAUGUACUGGAAUUAUGAGGCCACAACUGGAAAGAAAACAUUAAUGUUCUCUAAGUCUACUGUAAUUGGCCAAUUCAUCAGCACAAAGGCAGUUGGUAGAGAUGAUCGUGUGGAUGUCACAACUGAUUAUAAAUAUGAAGAAGGCUCUACAAAAGAAAGAGAUGUUUUUAAAAAAGCCCGUAAGAAGCUGGGUCUUGAGGACAAAUUUGAUCCUACAGCACCAACGCCACAGGAAAUCGAUCAAAAGCCUGACAUCUCAGGGAGGUUCAAGGUGGCUGGCCCUUUAGAAGUUGGCAAAGACCUCAGUCUAAUUCUGGUUCUUGAAAACUUACAGUCUGAUGCUAAGACUGUUCAUGUAAAUAUGAGUGCUUGGAGCACUGUGUACACUAGAAGACCAGUUCAUGAGAUCAGGAAGGACUCCAUAUCUGCCACUCUGUCUCCCAAGGAAGAAAUACAACUUCCCAUUAAGAUACUGUAUACUGAGUAUCAACAGCAGUUAACUACAGACAACACAAUCCAGGUAACAGCUUUAUGUCAUGUAGAAGGUGGGAUUCAAGUGCUAGUGCAAAGAGACAUCACCCUCGACAAUCCUGCCAUUGACAUACAGGUACUUGGUGAAGCAAAAGUGAAUAAAGAAGUGGAUGUGGAAGUGAUAUUUACCAAUCCUAUUGAUAUGGAAUUGAUGAACUGUGUGCUGCAGGUAGAAGGCAAUGACCUGCUCAGAGGAAUCCUUGAGAUAGAUGUACCACCAGUGAAAGCCAGUGAGAAAUCCAGCACAAAGCUUAAACUCAUCCCUUUUGAGACGGGUCGCAAACAUCUACUUGUUAAUUUCUCCUGUGAUAAAUUUGCAGAUAUCAAGACCUUUAAGAUGGUGAAUGUGAUUGACUAACAUGAAGAUAUACAAUUAAUGGUGUGUGUAUAAAUCAAAUAAAAUGUCACAAGAAAUCUUGUAUAAGAAAAUAAUGAGAAAACUAGCAGAACAAAGUCCUUGCUUCCUGUGCUAAGGAGUUACAAACAUCAGAUCACCAAAUUUUUACAUUGUAAUUUAAAAUAAACUGAGGAACAGUUGAUUCUUCAUUUA